Messenger RNA from Anthostomella pinea, 855 nucleotides. Lineage: Eukaryota; Fungi; Ascomycota; Sordariomycetes; Xylariales; Xylariaceae. The record is from the annotation of a GenBank genome assembly.
AUGUUCAGCAGCAUGUUUAGUAGGAAAAAGACAAACCCGAAGCAGCCGGUCAAGACCAUCUACAGGUCCAACGAGGUAGCCAUCCCAGCCGACUACCUCAAAACCGACCCGCACGACGCGAAACCCAUCACCUUCUCCAGCAUAGAUUUCGCAAGCUCCGUCCUGCCCGAGUUCAAGGGCUGCUACGCCGUGGUCCUCGACCACGUGCUCAGCCCCACGGAAUGCGCGCAGCUGCUCGAGCUCGCCGAGUCCAGCGUCAUGGACGAGGACAAAGGCGCCGACGGGUCCUCGUGGAGGCCCGCCCUGGUCAACGUCGGCGGCGGCUACGAGGUGCAGGCCCCCGGCUACCGUAACGGCGACCGCAUCAUUUGGGACAGCCAGGUGGUCGUCGAUCGUCUUUGGGACCGCUUGGCGACGGUGCCGCAGAUCAACGAGAAGCUCGCGUCCUUCUCGGCCGACGACCUGCCUGGCGCCGGCGAGGGUACCUACGACUUUGGCCGUGUCAAUAACCGGAUGCGGUUUCUGAAGUACGAUCCGGGCGGGUUUUUCAGGCCGCAUUGCGACGGUCCGUAUGGCGAGCCGACCGCGGAUGGCGGAUACAGCCAGACCUACUUUACGGUGCAUCUGUACCUGAAUGAUUCGCAACAAGAAGUUGGGGAGGAGGCAGAGCUACGUGGAGGCGCUACGUCGUUUCUCUCUCGGGAUGGCAAGCGCAAGAUGGAUAUAGACCCGAAGGCCGGCCGGGUGCUCAUCUUCCAGCAUUCGCGGCUCAGGCACUCGGGUGACAACGUCACGGCUGGUAUCAAGUACACGGUUCGGACAGACAUCAUGUAUCGGUUACGUGAGGAUCGAUGA